Molecule: messenger RNA, 918 nt
Organism: Cyprinus carpio (common carp)
Lineage: Eukaryota; Metazoa; Chordata; Actinopteri; Cypriniformes; Cyprinidae
Exons: 3
Coding region: 180-830 (216 amino acids)
Source: RefSeq, a predicted model, not a curated record
CGUCACAGAGUAGUCGAAGCAGUAUAAAAGGCUCAACCUUCGAACCAGAGAUCAGUCGAGUUUCGUGAGUGAGAGUCAGUGUAGAGAAUCGACAGAGAGUGAUUACUGACUGACACACAGUGUACAGACACGAGUUUUUACACACAGGGUGUCCACGGUUUAUAACAUAAUCGAGCAGAAUGUCGAAGACAUCUGUGUUUUUCGCGGAGUGCAGUGAAGUUAAGAGAGAAGCUGUGGACAGGCUGGAGAUGAUCAGCCUUACCUCAGACAUAAUGUCUGACUCUGUAAGCAUCAAAGAGGUGACAACUUCCAAAAAAUCUGUGGAGACAACAGGAGAUCCAGGGAGCGUUAGCUCAGAUAAUCAAGCUGGCGUGAAGGCUUGUGCUACAGACAGUGUGGAGAACAGCCCAACAGAGAAACCUGCAAAAGGGAAGAAGGGGAAAGACGUCCACGCUGUCUUUCGGAGAGUAUGGAAGGCUGUAAAGCGCCCUUUCCUUUGCUGCGACCCGAACAGUGUGGUGUUUCUUACACCACAGCCGGACCUAGACGGUUCAGCGCUAACACCCGUCCCAAGUCCCUUCAGAAUCACACCAGUGGCUGACGCAGAUCCUGCCGACCCUGAGCUGGUGUGUCUGCCGGGCCAGGUCUGUGAAGAUGUUGAGUCUGUGUGUGUGCCAGGUCCCUCCAGGACGGAGCAAACAGCAGACGCAGAUCUGGCCGAUCCCAAGUCGCCGCCUGUGGCAGAUCCGUCCAGUUCUGACCCGGGUGACGAAAAGGGAGGAAGAGGAAGACAGUCAGUGCUUUCUUCUGGAGAUUCUGUAAAGCCGUAAAGCACUUCUUCCUGUGCCGCGACUCGAACAGAGUCCAGAAUCUUACACCACAGCUGGAUCUAGACGAUUCUGAGCCAAUACCUGUCCA